Nomia melanderi (Alkali bee) is the source of this 1043-nucleotide messenger RNA. Its product is annotated as dynein light chain 2, cytoplasmic. Gene Ontology annotation, molecular function: dynein intermediate chain binding. Gene Ontology annotation, biological process: microtubule-based process. Gene Ontology annotation, cellular component: cytoplasmic dynein complex. Lineage: Eukaryota; Metazoa; Arthropoda; Insecta; Hymenoptera; Halictidae. The record is from RefSeq and is a predicted model, not a curated record.
GCGGACCAAUCACGAGCCGAGGAUCGCAGCACCAGCCACUUCAGUCUUGAACUCGAUCGAGGAAUAGUCGGGCUGCCGGUUCGAGCGAAACAAAAUUCUCAGUGUGGAAAAAUUCAAGUUCACGUAGAAUAAUAAACAGAAGGAAGUACGUGUGACCGUCUGUGGUCGAACGGAGCUGUUGUAUUCCCCCGUGCUCGCUGGUGAGAGUGUCAAUUCAGAAAAACCAAAAUGUCUGAUCGAAAGGCUGUAAUCAAGAACGCUGACAUGUCAGAGGAUAUGCAGCAGGACGCCGUGGACUGUGCGACUCAAGCACUCGAGAAAUACAACAUUGAAAAAGACAUUGCAGCCUUCAUCAAAAAAGAAUUUGACAAAAAGUACAAUCCAACGUGGCAUUGCAUCGUAGGACGUAACUUCGGCAGCUACGUGACGCAUGAAACAAGACAUUUUAUUUAUUUCUACCUGGGCCAGGUAGCCAUCCUCCUUUUCAAGAGCGGAUAAACUGAAUUCUUAUUUUAUGUUCUACCAUCUUUUCUUCCUCCCUUCACACACGCUACAUGGAAUACCUUAAAUCACGUCGCCGUCUGUAAGAGAAAUUACAUUUUGUAUACAAUGGAAAUUUGUUUUACAAGCAAAACUGCCGCUCCCAGUAAAAGAGUAAAAGUAUACACACACACGCGCACACGCACACACACAUACACAGACAGACCAACAUACACGUACAGAGACAGACACUCAUUGGUACUAUUGACUUGCUGUUUUACUUAUCACGGGAGAUAAGACAAUGACGAACAAAAAUUGUGUAGAGAAAUAUAAAGAAAGAUAGGUGAGGUAUUUAGCCGAACGUAACGAAGGGGAAAAAAAACUAAUUUGACAUACGAUCUUACGCGCUAAGAUGUAUCGUGUAUGCCAGAAAGUUUGUUGUGUUCUUGUUUUAUAUUAGGUAUAUAUAUAUUAAUGAUGCGAAGUUGAGUUCAAUGCUGGCGAUCAUGAAAAAAAAAUUAAAUAAAUCUUUAGUGUACCAACACACACUAAGUGCACCUAAA